Molecule: messenger RNA, 396 nt
Organism: Ochlerotatus camptorhynchus
Lineage: Eukaryota; Metazoa; Arthropoda; Insecta; Diptera; Culicidae
Exons: 2
Coding region: 1-396 (131 amino acids)
Cellular component (GO): nucleosome
Molecular function (GO): DNA binding; structural constituent of chromatin; protein heterodimerization activity
Source: RefSeq, a predicted model, not a curated record
AUGGUCGCCAGAAGGGCUCGACAGCUCGCAAGUCUACCGGAGGAAAGACUCCUCGCAAACAGUUGGCAACAAUGGCUGCUCGCAAGAGCACUCCAGCCACCAGAGGCGCGAAGAAGCCCCACCGUCGCCCUGCGUGAGAUCCGUCGUUACCAGAAAUCCACCGAACUGCUGAUCCGCAAGUUGCCUUUCCAGCGUCUGGCUCGUGAAAUCGCCCAGAACUUCAAGACCGAUCUGCGCUGCCAGAGCUCGGCCGUCAUGGCCCUACAGGGAGCCAGCGAAGCCUAUCUGGUCGGUAUGUUCGAAUAUACCAACCUGUGUGCCAUCCACGCCAAGCGUGUCACGAUUAUGCCAAAGGACAUCCAGCUGGCUCACCGUAUCCGUGGUGAACGUGCUUAA